GGUGUACCAACCUAAAGGCAUUGUGAUUAAACUAGUUUAAUAAUAGUAUCGUAUUGAUUGCACAGAUAAAUUUACCCUUGAUCCACACCUAUUUCGUUCUACUUAUUUUAUUUGAUAAAAGCGGCUAAGGAAUAUAUAUACGGAUAUAAGUAACAGUGCUGUACUCAAGCUUGAAUGCCAUCGGAGAUUCACCAUAAACGUAUGUAAUGGGCAGCGGUUCGUCAACAAAAACAAUUCCAGACAAUGAAAAUGACCGCAAGAAGUCAGUUUCAUUAGUUCUGGACACAACCUCAGAGGUCAGUCUUAGAAGUAUUUCGUAUCAGGAAAUGAUAUCUGCAUAUGAAGUAGUUGAGAGUCUGGAAGAUGUAAAUCCUGGAAAACUGGCUAAAUAUAAAAAGAUUUCAAAGCAAUAUUUGAAAGAAUCAUUUCACAACCUUGUGAAAACUGACAUAUUCGCCCUUGAAGGUCAGAAUGCUCUCGGAGAUAUUGCUAAAACACUAUUAUUAGUUGCAAACCUUGGCAGUAUACUCGAAGGGAAAACAAAGUCAACAAGAGCGGAGAGAUUUGAAAAAGAUAUAUCAAGAUAUAUUCGUGAAGCUGAAAUAGACAAGUUUUGUAUUCGGACAAUCAAGAACUUUAAUUUUGAUGAAGCGGAAUACAAAAAUGCCGAUCACAAAAACCACAAGAUUGCCAUUGUGACUCGCUGUUUAUUGAUUUUGAAAAAUUAUUGCGAAUGCUCUGAAGAUUUGGCUACUUACGUGUUAGAAGAUAACAGAAUGAUGUUAUUUCUGCGGAAAAUCCUUACCGAUGGUCAUACAGAUAUAGUAGCAGAAAAUGCCCGAAAAGCAAACAAAGACGAAAUGGAAAAAAGACAGCAGUAUGCGGCUGAAUACGGCGAAGAAAUCAUAUUCGAUCCAUUGAUUGAUUUUGCUAUGGAUACCGUAUACCAUAUAACCAUUUGGGACACCAACUUUAACCGUCUCCGAGACCUGGAUCUGCUGAAAGCCUUAGAACCGUAUCUAAAAUCAGGCUUAAGAUUAGUGGCGCUACUUACAAUUGCUAAUAUAAUAGAUGAGGAGGAAUGUAAGAUAAUUAAAAGUCACACAGGCGUUGUGGAGGAGCUAAUGAACAUUUUCAGAAGAAGCCUCGGUGAAAAAUCACACAGGUACAACACCUGGUCGAGCAGACAGUGCGGAUUAGGUAUUCGACGCCUGGCUCGAAACGACGAAAACAAAAAAAUGUUGUCGGAGUUUGGCGCCAUUGAACUACUCGUGAAAAUGUCGGACGGGGACGAAGAUGAACAACUUGAAAGUGUUCAAGCACUUUGGUAUCUAACAUUUGACGUUGACAUAAGACAGAAAAUCGUUGGCGACCAAGACCUUGGUGUCGUCGAUGUUUUGAUUGAACUCAGCAAGUCUAAAAACGAUAAAAUUCGGAAAACGUGCAUUGGCGCCCUUUGGACCCUAAGAAACGAUUUGGCUGUGUCAGACAUCAAGGAAUACAAACGAGCAGCCAUCGGGAUUGAAAGAUCAAAAGCGGCUGUAGAUCCAAGAAAAGCACAACAUGUAAUGAUAUCGUAUCAUUGGUCAAAUCAAGAGGAAAUGAAAACAAUUUGCAAAAAGAUUAAGCAGGCUGGUUUUAAGGUUUGGAUGGAUAUUGAAAAACUUGAAGGGUCGACUGUGGACGCUAUGGCCGAUGCUGUUGAAAACUCAAAAAUUGUUCUAGUAUGUAUGUCCCGGAAGUACAAGAACAGUCCUAAUUGUAGAGCAGAAGCAAACUAUGCAUUUCAAAAGAAAAGACAAAUUAUUCCGCUGAAGAUGGAACGUGGCUACGAACCCGACGGCUGGCUUGGUUUCAUAAUUGGUACUUUGAAAUACUACGAAUUUAGUGGACAUUACCCUUUUGAUGCAAAGGUGAAAGAGCUUAUCAGAGGUCUCCAGACCGCAUACACAGGCGAGAAGGAAGACUAAAGUACAGUCAAACCCGCUCUAUAAAGUCCACAUUAUGAAGAGCAAAAAGCUUCAUCUGCAUUUGGAUGAAAUACACGAUCGAGAGUUGGACGGAAAAUUGCCGUAACUCAAUAUGAUAUUAAAAUAAAGAAGAAAAUACAAGACGUUUCCGUUCAGCCCUCGAAAUGUUUCAACAGAUAAGGAAACUUUUGCUUUUUGGAUUAAUGUGGUUUAACUGUAAUCACGAUUAAUUGUUUAUCUCGAUGUAAGAUUGAAAGACAGUUGAAACUCGGUAUCUCGAAUUCCAAGGGAUCGUUUUAGUUCGAGAUAAUCGAAAUUCGACUUAACUUGAUAUUUUGUGAAUUUUGUUUUCGGGACGGGACGGGAAAAUAUCUUGAAUUUCGAGAUAAGCAAGCUCGAGAUAAUCGAGUUCCAACUGUAUCUUUCACCUUGUGAACAACAAAUGCAGUAUUUUCACUGAAGGAUUAGACAAGAUUUUAUGUUAUGAUGUUCACGAGUGAAAUAUUUUUUUUAUCUUACAUUAUAACAAAACAUAUUUUCUUUUCAUUUCAUAUUCUAACGAAAAUGUAUUAUUGGUUUAUACAUAGCAUGCCGCAUGUACCGGGUAUCUGUUCUAAUGUUAUAAUAAUUAUUAUUAUUAUUAUAAAUAUUUAUAUAGCGCCCUUUUCAUGAUCAAUUUCACGUUAAAGGCGCUUUACAUAGUUCAAAUGCAGCCACACAGGGCGCAUAAUUCAUCCUCUACUAGUACAGACACAGAGCGAUCUCACCAGAGGGACAGAGUGAUACAAAGCUCCCACGACAGAGAGAUCAGAAAUCAGAUACAGGCUUGCCGGGCUAACUUAGCCUAGCUCGUUGCGAAUAGACAGUCUGGUUCUUUAACGUGCCCAGUGUAUAGCACUGAUACACGCAAGGAUUGCCUGGGUUCCUGACCAGUUCACCUCUAGUUGGGUCACCAAAGAUAAUACACCAAAUUUGCCAGAAAGAUGCAAACAAAUUGAGCCAACUAGUUUAAAGGGUUUUUAUCUUUCAGGUUCUAUAUUGUCAUAACUGAUAUUUUUUUCUCUUCAAAAAUUUCGAUGUUUUUUUUUCAAAUAUAACAUUUUUAUAAAUCAUUCAUUAGUUUGAUAAGUUUUGUUUAACUCUAAAUAUCUUUGUUUAUUCUUCGUGGUUCUCAUGUUGUUAUUUGUCUUUCUGUGAAUUUUAUUUCAACUUACUGAAUAGUUGGCUCCAUUGAUACAACACCUGGCUAUUCCGAUCACUUGAUCGGUACACUGAAGUUUCAAUCGGGCUAUUCGGCAUGUUCCGCAGGUGUACGCACAACUAGCCCAACUGAAACGAGUGCAAAUCGGGCGCAAUCGGUGUACCGGGCGAAAUUGGGGACCAACGAAAUGUUUCAUAAAAACUUGCGUAAAACUACAUUUAGAUCUACAUCUAAAAGGAAACACAGAUGCUUUAUUAUUUUUACCAGACAGAAGAUACUAUAGUAUUAUAGUAAAUCAGUCUUUAAUUGUUAAGUGGAAACUUCCACUUUCAGUAUAGUAGGAACUGUAACAUAUAGGGUUAUGUACCGCAUUGUGGGACACCUAUCUACGUUUAGAUCUAUUCCUUUAAAAGACAAUUUUAAUUUUUAGGCGUGUUAAUCUCCAAAUAAAAGCAAUUCGGGUCUGCGAUAAUUUGGAAAAACAUAUGAAAAAUUGUCACUUGUGUCACUUGUUGUAGAUGCAAAUGGGAAUAUCCCUUUUGAGGGUAACUGUUAAGACGGUAACGAGGCACUGCCAAGUUAAAAGUAUAGCGCCAUGAAACAGUUAGAGUCGGAUAUUCCCAUCUGUAUAUAUAUUUUUCUUGUGCACCGUAUUUUACAAAUAAAAGAAUGCUUUCUUUAUAGCACUAUUUCUAUAGAAGUGUGUAUUUAUGAAGCUGGCGGAAGUAACAGAAAAUACCAAACAACAACAUCGA
Messenger RNA from Mercenaria mercenaria, 3926 nucleotides. RefSeq lists its product as uncharacterized. Gene Ontology annotation, molecular function: protein binding. Lineage: Eukaryota; Metazoa; Mollusca; Bivalvia; Venerida; Veneridae. The record is from RefSeq and is a predicted model, not a curated record. The transcript is spliced from 8 exons. The coding region runs from base 207 to 1970 and encodes 587 amino acids. Gene Ontology annotation, biological process: signal transduction.